Messenger RNA from Stylophora pistillata, 2127 nucleotides. RefSeq names its product E3 ubiquitin-protein ligase rnf213-alpha. Gene Ontology annotation, molecular function: ubiquitin-protein transferase activity; ATP hydrolysis activity. The record is from RefSeq and is a predicted model, not a curated record. NCBI's taxonomy places the organism in Eukaryota, Metazoa, Cnidaria, Anthozoa, Scleractinia, Pocilloporidae.
AUGGUGACUCGUAGGUCAGUGUUUGACAACAACAACCAUCCAGGGACGAGUUCCUUAACAGAAACCAGUAAGAGUCCAGUACAAACUGUUACCGCCAAGAAACCAAAGGCAAGGGAGACAUCAAAGAUUCAAAGUUUCUUGAAUGCAGCAGCAGAUGAUGGUUAUUCGGAGCAGAGUGCGUUGGCUGCUUUGGCGAGUUUGGGUGUUGAUGCAGAAGAAGACGACUUGCUGUUAUGGUGUCUAGAAGAAGCCGACGAAGCUGAUAUCGAGGCUCUUUACGAAGAUGCAAAGCGAAAUCCCAUGAUCGCUCCUCAUCCAUACCUGUUCUUCAAUCAAGACCACAUAACUAUGACGUUUCUUGGUUUCUUCAUCAAUUCUGCUGGUGAUCUUGUUGACCCACAAACAAGUCAAACUUUGGAGAAAGGUUUAAUGUCGAAACCAUUGCGAAAUGGACUGCAGGCCCAACGUGUCGAUUUUGCAACAAACAUAGAGACCUCUCGCAAAGAGGACAAGAUAAAUCACUUAUGCUCUGUGAUGGGUGUAAACUGGUUGUACGAUCCAGACAGAACCUAUGAACUAACCACAGACAACGUCGAGAAGAUUCUAGCUAUUCAUAUGAGGUUCAGAUGUAAUAUCCCUGUGAUCGUGAUGGGUGAGACUGGUUGUGGAAAGACCCGUCUAAUUCGAUACAUGUGCGGCUUACAAGCAGGUCCUGAAGGACCCCGAAACAUGCUUCUUGUUAAGGUUCAUGGAGGUACAACAUACGAAGAUAUCACGCUUAAAGUUAACCAAGCAGAAGAAAUGGCUCGCGAAAAUCAAGACAAGAAUAUUGACACGGUUUUAUUCUUUGAUGAAGCUAACACUACAGAGGCACUGACCAUGAUUAACGAAGUUAUGGUGGACCGAAGAAUCAAUGGUCGGCCUAUUGGACAAGGAUUAGAAAGGCUACAGUUCAUAGCUGCCUGUAAUCCUUACAGAAGGCACACAGAUGAUAUGAUCCACAAGCUGGAGUCAGCUGGUCUUGGAUAUCACGUAAAAGCAGAUGAAUCAGAAGAUCGGCUGGGUCAUAUCCCGUUGCGUCAUCUCGUCUAUCGUGUACACGCCCUCCCAGGGAGCAUGCGCCCGUUGAUAUGGGAUUUUGGUCAACUGAAACCAGAUGUAGAGAGACUGUAUACUAACCAAAUUGUCAGCCGCUACAUUCUUCACGAAGGCCAACUAGCAGGAGACUUUUCGACAGUGAAAGCAGUCGCUGAGGUAUUGGCAACCUCGCAAAAAUAUAUGAGAGAUCAAUCGGAUGAGUGCAGCUUUGUUAGUCUUCGUGAUGUCGAAAGAGCCAUGCAAGUGAUGGUCUGGUUUUAUAAGCACGUGGACGCACUCGGAAGACUUAUGAGAAAGGUGAUCUCUGAGCAACGAAGGGAGGAAGGUUUAGACGUCAAUGAAGAUGAGGAGGAGGAAGAGGAUUCAAUCACCCCUCUUACCCGUGCCCUGGUACUCGCCAUUGGUGUCUGUUAUCAUGCCAAGCUUCAGGAGCGGCGUAAACAAUAUCGUAUCGUCGUGGCACGCAGCUUUAAGGCGCCAUGUUUGCUUCCAGGUGGUCACAAGCAGAUCCUUCAAGAGAUUUCAAGUUGUCAAAAAGCUGUGCUAAACGAGUUGGCACUCGGCCCCAACAUCGCACGCAACACAGCUUUGAGUGAAAAUGUGUUUAUGAUGGUGGUGUGCAUUGAGCUCAGGAUCCCAUUAUUUGUGGUUGGAAAACCAGGCAGCUCAAAAUCUUUGGCUAAGACAGUUGUUGCUGAUAACAUGCAAGGCGAUGCUGCAAGAUCUCCGCUAUUCAAGACCUUCAAGCAGGUCCACAUGGCAUCAUAUCAGUGCAGUCCUCUUUCAACCCCUGAGGGUAUCGUGGCGACUUUCAAGCAGUGUAGUAAGUUACAAGAAGGAAAAAUUAAAACCUCAGUUAGAUAUGUACUUGGAGAUUUUGGUGAAGGACGUGAAAGUCUGCAACAGAAUGGGACUGCUACAAAAAAAGAUCAAAACAAGUUACCUUUCGAUCAACAAUUGGGGCCAAUGCAGGCACCCGACGAUGACCUCAGUGCUUCCCCUGUUCAACAGGAGGAAGCUGGAGCUUAA